Messenger RNA from Rhodotorula toruloides NP11, 1074 nucleotides. RefSeq lists its product as uncharacterized. The transcript is spliced from 2 exons. NCBI's taxonomy places the organism in Eukaryota, Fungi, Basidiomycota, Microbotryomycetes, Sporidiobolales, Sporidiobolaceae. The record is from RefSeq and is a predicted model, not a curated record. The coding region runs from base 1 to 1074 and encodes 357 amino acids.
AUGCUCGACACGAUUCCCACUGAGUUGUUCGCCCGCAUCGUCAACCUCGCCUCACCCGCCACAAAGCCCUUCUCGGUGCAGCAGAAGGCGCGUUACGGGUUGCUUCGGAGUCUGAGUCUUGUCAACAAGGCCGUCGGACAGCGCGCAAUGCGUCUGCUCUGGCAGGACCUCCGCCUCACCCUCCCGGCCGACAAGGACCACCUCGAAGCCAGCUCGAACCGCCUUGCAGACGCAGUCACGACUCUUUCUAUCAUCGUCGAGCCUGCUGCGAAGCCGGAGCAGGGAUUUCACGCCGAGCCGGUCGAGGAGGACCUGCAGAUCCUCGCCAAAGUUCCCAACGUCCAGACUCUCUUCGUGCGCACCGAGGCUGUUGUGGUUGGCCAGGCGAAGAAGUCAUGGGAGUCGGAUCCUUUCGCCUUCUCGACGGUUCAGCUCGACUUCGGCAACGACAGCAGUCUGCGCCAUCUCGACUCGCUCUUCAUCAUGAAUGGUGUCCUCGACUUGCGCAACCUCGCCUCGGCCUGCGCGCUCUCGCUCACCCGCCUCGCUCUCUGCGGCUUCCUCUACAGCGCCACGAGUCUCUACAAGCUGUUCUCGCCGAGCGUCUUGCCGAACCUCUGCCAGCUCCGCAUCGGCCCUGUGCGCAGGGAGGAGGGAGCAAUGGAGACGCCUUGGCUCAAGCUGCCGAAGAUCCCGAAGGACUUUCUCGACCAACUCGACUUCCUUGAAGUCGGCCAGCGCACCUACUUCGGCUACGGCCCUCUUCCCGAGUCUUACACCGCCACGUCGACGCCAACUCUCGUCAUGAUCGACGAGCAUGUCUGGGAGUUCCCGCCCAUCCAGUAUCUUCACGUCGUCAAGCACGACCCGAUCUCGUACAAGCACAAGUUCCUCGACAAGCUGACGUACCUCAAGGCCGUCUUUGUCGAGCGCUCGCACCAGGGUUCCGAGUUUGCCGAGUCCUUCUAUGACGGAUGUACCGCGCGCGGCGUCGAGGUCGUCUGGUGCGAGGCGGAGGACUACGACUUCAUCCUCCCCGAGUUUGAGGCGUACAUCAGCCGCUCUUCCGCGUAG